Messenger RNA from Scomber scombrus (Atlantic mackerel), 5744 nucleotides. It is a transcript of the gene focad, whose product is annotated as focadhesin. The record is from RefSeq and is a predicted model, not a curated record. The coding region runs from base 10 to 5436 and encodes 1808 amino acids. The transcript is spliced from 43 exons. NCBI's taxonomy places the organism in Eukaryota, Metazoa, Chordata, Actinopteri, Scombriformes, Scombridae. Gene Ontology annotation, biological process: regulation of post-transcriptional gene silencing.
UCGGCAGACAUGACGGAGAGUUUGAAGACACAAUUUGAUUUCCAGAGCCCUGUCAUACAAGCCCAGACAGUGAGAACUCUUGUAGCUGCUGUGCUAAAGGAAAAGGGCCAAAAUGGGCAAAUUACCGGGUCCUCCACACAGGGUCCAGCGCUGGAGGCUUUGUGGCAGCAGUGCUGCAGCGACUGCGCUCCGAUGCGUUCAACCUGUUGCGAUGCCAUGGUGCUGCUGGUGGAUCAGGCCCACGCAGACCUGCACUACGUCCUCAACAGCGUCCUCAACCUCCUGCCCUCUGCAAGAAAUGUCCAGGGGCUGAUAAAGGUGAUUGGACGGCUGCUACAGACACAGGCAGACCAGAGGGACCGAGAAACACACUUUACCUGUCCUUAUUCUAUCAGGAGCAGCCCCCACCCAUACAUCACAGCCCUGGAGAACCGGCCGGACUGCUGGCCCGCUCUGCUGCUGGAGAUUGAUGACUUCAUUCAGCAGGCUGCUGACAGGAAUGAACCAGCCUACAUCACCAUGCUGGCUCCCUUCCUGCGCUACCUGUACUGUGAACCUCAGAGGCAACCCCAGCUCGCCCUCCUACGACACAGUCUCCUCAGGGUGCUGCUGCCCAAACACCCAGGAGCAGGGUCAGACGUCCAGAGCAAGGACCAGGAGGAGACAUCGCCGGUGUUGGACAGCCUGCUGCAAUGUCUCUGCCAGCUGGUGCCACACAUGCAGGUGGACAGUGUGGAGGCCGUGCUGGAGCUACGUGGAUUCAUGGACACUCUGCUUCAGGGUCUGGUCGGGGCCUCCGAGGAGCGAUGGAGGACUGAGAGAGUCGGGCUGAUGCUGCAGCUGCUUUGCGCCUGUCAGCGCUGCCUAAAGUUAAGCGGAGACUGCAGACCGCUCCUCAGCUUAAUGCAGCAGCUCUUGCCUGCCUGCCAACAGGAGCUGCCAUUGGACGAGCUGCUGAUGGGCGUGGCCUUGCUCCUGCUUGAGGCUCCUGCAGCUCAGCAGACCAGCCUGCUCAGUUUAGCUUUGAGUUUAGUCCCAGAGCAGGCUGAGCUUUGUCCCUGGUUGAGUCCAGUCCUGGUUCUUCCUGUGCUGCAGCUCCUGUCCUGUUCAGGUCUCACUGAGCCGCUGUCUGACCAGAGGACACACAACCAGAACCACAACCUGGCCCACAGCCUGCUACGCUGCAUCAGCAGACACACGGAUAAACCCAGCCAGUCUGGCGUACCGUUGGCCCUGCCUCUCACUUCCUGGUACAGUGAGCUCAGCGUGGCUCUGUCCGUACUCCGCAAAGUGGCGGGCGAUCGCGCGGCGGCCGCCGAUUGGUUGCUGUCGGUCCGCUCGGCCCUGUCGUCCAGCCAGCGCCUGCCCUCCACCCUCGUCCUCGUCGUGACCCAUCUCAUCAUCACGGGUCGAGAAGACGUCUGCCAGCUGGCUCUGAACGCGGGUCAGGCCGUGGCUGCGGCCGACCCCUGCCAGGUCCCUUCCCUCCUUCCUGUUCUGUUGUUCAAGCUGGGGAAGGAAAAGAAUCCAGAUCUGGCUCAUGCUGUGCUCAACUGCCUGCCAAACCUCGGGACUCAUAAGCUCUGUGUCCCCAUGGUGCUGCAGACUCUCCACAUGCUGGCCAGCACCCCCAAGCUGAAAGCAGUGGCAAUGCGCCUGAUGACUGCUCUGUGGAAGAAACAGGACCGAGUUUACCCCGAGCUGCAGCGUCUGCUGGGUCAGAAGGACAGCAGGGUGGUGGUGGGGAGGGACGCCCAGUGGGAGCAGAUUCUGGCCAGGGCCGCCUGCCUCAGGGACAUCUGCAGAGAGAGGCCUUACCAGCAUGGAGGUGACAUGUUGGCAGCCAUUACACUCACUCUGAACCAGUGCACUAAACCAGACCUGGCAAGCCCUGCUGCUCUCGCCCUGCAAGGAUUACAAGAGCUGUGUCGGGCAGAGGUAGUGGACAUCGUGUCAACAUGGAGAAGUCUUGGGCCCGGGCUCAGCUGUGACUCCCGUCCACUGAUGGUCAAAGCUAUAGCUGAGCUUCUGGCUCUGGUUCCCACACUCACUGUCACAUCAGAGGAGUACCAGAAACUAAAAGAGGAGGUGGUCAGCUUCCUCUGGAAUUAUGCUGUGAGCAAGGAUCCAGAGGUGGCCAGCUGUGGCUACAGGGCUUUGGCAGAUUUUCCUGAAGUGGUCCACAAAAUAACUCUGCUUCCUGAAGCUGCCAGGCCGGCUAUAAAGCUUCCUGAACAGGAGGAGGAUGAAGACGCGCAGGAGAAAGAGGAAGAGGAGAAGGAUCUCUCCGUCCCUGGUUCAUCAUAUGUGAAGCUGCUGGCUCUCACAUCUUUACCAGUUCUACAAGCUUUCGAGCUCUUCCUGACAUCACUGGUGAAGCAGGAGAUGAGCAAGAUGCCACGGGGGGUGUACUUCUCUGCCCUGAGGGGGGGAAACCUGCGUUCAGACCAGGGUAAAACAGUGGCAGGAAUCCCAUCAUUCAUGCUGAAGACCUACGAGAAAAACAAGCAGCCUGGGCUGAAGCCUGGACUAGCAGCUGGACUGCUGCUCUGUUACGAGCUUCCCGUGCAGACGGACCGCGACGGCAAACCGAUCGAUCGCUUCCUCGUCAGCCGCAGCCGCAGCUACCAGCAGAAUCUGACAGCGCUCAUCCAUGAAGUGAACAUUCAGCCAUCCGAAUGGCACCGUGCUCUCCUGCUGCCUCAGGCCUGGAGGGGUUUCAUGAGCCGAGCUUUCCAUGCUGCCCUACAGGGUCGACGUGCUGAUCUGGAAAUGCAGCAGAAACAAGGCAAAGAGAACCCACAGGAGCUGCAGUACAAACAGCACUGUGCCUGGUUGUGGGCCAGAGAUCAGCUGACAGAUGUCAUCAAAGCUGCCACAAAGGACAGUCCUGUUGUUCAGGGAAACUCCAUCCUGGCUCUGAGUGGCCUGGCUGCUGCCCUCGCCAAAUAUGAGAGCAACCUGCCUGCUGAUAAUGACGGCAGCCUCGGGGCUGGACCAGAGUUUGUACCUACAGCCAGCUGGUUGGCCAUGGUGCUGGACACCCUGCUCAGCAUCAUCAGCAGCAGCUACAAGGCCAGGGGACAAGUUUUCCCAUGGUUCCUACAUCGCUCCUACUCAGGUGAGAACACAGCCAGUGCCAUCGCUCGCUCCUGUGCCAGCCUGGCUCUGUCCCUGCUGGUCCCCGUCCUGGUGGUGUGGCAACGGGACGGCCUGGUUCAGGUCCUGUCGGCGCUGAAGGCCGGUCUACCGGGCUCUCCCACCGCGGACGACUCCCAGGCCGUCCAGUUCCACUCCGGCCUGGCGCUGGGCAUGGUGCUGUCCAGCCUGCACCACCAGCGGCUCAGUGACGUCUCUGCUCAGAAGGAUGCUGAUCUGCUCCUCAGCUCUCUGGACGCUCUGGAAAAAUGCUCCUUCAACCCAGAUCUGGAAUACAAUACUGGCUGUAUGUUGGGUCUGGGUUUGGUGCUGGCGGCUCUCUGCAGCAGUGGACAGGUGGAACAACACGUCCACGUCACCCAAACUCUGGACAAACUGCUGACUAACCUGCAGGACAGCAGCGGGCAGGGACGCAUGAUGCAGGAGGUCCUGGCGUACUCUGUGGCGUGUGUGGGCGUCUCAGCCUUCAGCGGAGGCAUCGUAGACGCCGCGAAGGCCGAAGAGGUCAUGAACACUCUGCGCACCCUGACGGAGGAGAGCCAGCAGACCCCAGGCUUCUCCCUGGCUCUGGGGUUGGCGGUCCACGGCCUGUCAAUGUCCGGCCACGGGAAAGCAGAGGACAUCCACCCUCGUCUGCUGGCCGCUUGGAUCAAGAUCUUACUAGCAGAGGGUUGUCCCACUAUGCAGCGACUGGCUGCUGCCAACGGUCUGGUGGCUUCAGUAGGAUCUGAGAGUUACAUUAUUCAGCUGAAGAGCGAGAUGGAGCUUUCCUCCCAGCAGCAGAGCAGGAUUAAUGAAGUUAUUCGUGCCAUCACACAGAUCAUAACGUUCUCAGGAGCCAUUGGCUUGCAGUCCAACAGCGCCUGUUUGGUGGGUCAUUUGCAUUUGGCUCACAUGUCCACCAGUCACAGUCACACAGCAGUUCCUCAGGAUUUCAGUUACCUGCCAGAGAACAGUGUCAUCAGGUCAGUCGUUGACUUCAUCACAGAGGCUGGGAAGAAAGGUCCAGACUUUGCUCAUCCAGCUCUGGUUAAGACUGCGCUGACACCUCUAUCAUCAGUUGGAGCCAGCUUCCAGUACCCACCUAUCAACUGGAGCGCUGUCCUGUCUCCUCUGAUGAGGCUGAGCUUUGGAGAGGAUGUACAGCAUCAGUGUGUGGUGCUGGCAGCGAGUCAAGCUCAGUCUUCUCAGAGUGCCUCUCUCUUCCUGGGGUCCUGGCUGUCACCGCCUCUCGUGCACAGUCUCAGUUAUCAGACUCGGGCUCACCUCUAUGAGAGUCUGGGCCUGUGGAUGAAGCAUGUAGCUGAGGACAAGCUCCAGGUCUACGUGGAGAGUCUUGGCCUACAGCAGUUCCAAGAGGACCUUCGUCCCCAGCGCCUGUCCCUGUGCCGCUCCCUGCUGCAGGGUCUCGCUCAGGCCAUGGCUCUGCCGAACCCCCCCAACAACUGCUGGACCAUCCUCUGCUCCGCCACCGAGAAGAUCUUCACCCUCCUGCCCAACCAAAUACAGGAUAGUGAGGUGGAUUUGUACGUAGGAAUCACCAAAUGUCUGUCUGAGAUGUCUGACACAGAGAUCGACCGAAUCGCUCAAGUCACAGAGGCUCAGAUGGAGAAAACCUGCUUCGUCCUGGCUUACCUGACCUCCCAGGGCAGAGUUCCCCUUCUGGGUCUCAAUGACGUCAUCGCCGGCGUGCUUCGCGGUUGGCCACGCCACAGAGUGGGCUGGCUCCUCCUGCAGACUUUCUACCAGUGCCGACUGGCUGCCAGCGCCAAUACAGGCGUUUCCAAACGAAUGGAGUGGCUGCUAGAGCUGAUGGGGCUCAUCCGAAAUGUCGCCUACGGCGCGACCGCAGUCGCGUGUGGAGACACCAAACUGGCCACAGACUUCCUGUUCCACGUUUUCGCCGCCGCUGUGGUUUCUUGGGGUGACCACUUCAUGCCGCUCCUCCUCGGCAUCAGGGCCCAGUGGUUCCCGUGGCAACCCGACUCCAAGCCCCCAGCCCUACAGCACAGCCUGUACGGCGAAGAGCCGAUCGCAGACGACGCCCAGUCGCCGUGCAUGCUGGGAAUGUCCCACAGCCUGGCUCUUCUGCUGGAUAAAGAGCCGUGGAGCAGCCAGGCACACAAGUUCAUAGACUGGCUUCUCAGUAUCACAGAAGCUCCUGAACAGAAUGUGUCAACCACGAGUGUCAACACAGCCAGAGCUGCUCUGUUGGCCCUGAGGUCCUCCGCUGAGCUCCAGAAGAAAGCUGUGUGGACCAGAGCGUAUGGCUGGUAGCCCAGAGGAGCGGCAGCAUGCUGUUACCACGGUAACACACACAGAGAGGGUCCUCAUGAUGAAAAACACAAGCUUCAACUUUCCUGCCUGUUUUAGUUGGACAUGAGCUGUAUUUCAGUCAACAAGAAUGUCUGUUAAAACUAUAUAUUCCCAUUAAAAGUGCAUCAGCAAACACAGGAUCAAUGGUGGCUUCUUCAGUUAAAUACACUAAUGACAUCAAACUCACUGAAUUUAAAAAAAAAUAGUCAAUUUCAAAUGGGAAAAUCCAUGUGGUCUUUUUUUUAAUAAAAUAUAAGCUUCAGAAGUUC